Magnolia sinica is the source of this 2046-nucleotide messenger RNA. RefSeq names its product sufE-like protein 1, chloroplastic/mitochondrial. The record is from RefSeq and is a predicted model, not a curated record. Bases 73 to 1173 code for a protein of 366 amino acids. NCBI's taxonomy places the organism in Eukaryota, Viridiplantae, Streptophyta, Magnoliopsida, Magnoliales, Magnoliaceae. The transcript has 6 exons.
UCUAGUCCCAUCUUCCCUUCCCCAAACCCUCCAAAACCAGAAAAAGGCGAAAUUUCCGAAAGUACCCUUCCCAUGUCUCUCUCAUCCUCUUUCCGCCUCUUCUCCCCCAAAAUUCCCCUCUCCUUCCCUACCCCAAAACCAAUUUCCAAAACUACCCCUCUACUUUUCUCCCAUUACCCACCAGCCACCCAAAUCUCCCUUUCCAAAACCCACCUAAAAACCCACUUCUCCUCCUCCUCUCUCUCUGCUCAUCCUAACCAUUCAUCAGAAUCAUCAUCGGAAGAUCUCAUCCCUCCAUCCCUCCAAUCCAUCAUCAACCUCUUCCAGUCUGUACAAGACCCACGAGCCAAAUACGAGCAGCUCCUCUACUACGGCCGCACACUCCCUCCCCUCGAACCCCAAUUCAAGACCGUUGAUAACAAGGUCCAGGGAUGCGUGUCCCAGGUCUGGGUCCAUGCCUACCUCGACCCUGAUCGGAACAUCAGGUUCGAGGCCGAUUCCGAUUCUGUCAUCACUAAGGGCCUCGCCGCCCUCCUUGUGCAAGGCCUGUCGGGGCGGCCUGCUCCCGAGAUCAUACGCGUGCCGCCGGAUUUCAUCCAGAUGCUGGGACUGAGGCAGAGCCUGACGCCGUCGAGGAAUAACGGGUUCCUUAAUAUGUUGAGGCUGAUGCAGCGGAAGGCGCUGGAAUUGUAUGUAGAAGCUGGAGGGGAUGGCAAAUCGGUAAAUAACGGUGUUUCAGGGGUCGUAGAUGGUGCUGCUGUGGAAGAGGAUCGGAAUUCAGUAAAUGAUGGUGUUUCUGUGGUUAGAGAUGAAAUUGAAUUGAGUUUUGAUAGUGGGGUCGAUUCGGGUUCGGAUGAUUCAGGUGGCAAGUCGAAUUCUGAGGUGGGUCUGGGGAGUAGAGGGGAGAGGAUUAGGGAGAGAUUGGAGAAGGAGCUCUGUCCUGUUGAAUUGGAAGUGGAAGACAUCUCGUAUCAGCAUGCGGGCCAUGUGGGUGCCAGAGGGAGCGAUGGAGAGACACAUUUCAAUGUGAAGAUCGUGUCAAAGGAGUUCGAAGGGAAGAGCUUGGUGAAGCGGCACCGGCUUGUGUAUGAUAUCUUGCAAGAGGAGUUAAAGAGUGGAUUGCACGCGCUCUCAAUCGUGGCCAAGACACCCUCGGAAGUCAGCGCGAGUUGAUGAAUGGAGAAAAGAGAGGUAAUCUUGUGGAAUCUGAACAAUUGAAGAAGUAUAUUUCUAAGAAAGAUCUAAGAAUCGGAUACAGCAAGCAUGGGAACCAAGCAAUCUAAAACAGUGCGAAGGGUGCAACCUUCAUUGCCAUUUCUUACUCCCUAUGCCCGUCUCUCUCCGUCUUCAUCCUCUUCAGUAAACCAAUCUAUACUUGAUAAGAUCGAUGAUGAUCUUGAUGGAAACUAUUACUCACCAAUGGCCAAAGGAAAGUUAAUGGAAGAACAGGGAACUGCAAUCGAAACACUUCGGAAAAGGAACGCUGACCUUGAGAGAGAAGUGGAUGAACUGAGGAGAAGGAUUGACGGACUAGAAUCCACGCCUCCGAAAGUCUCAUUGAUGGAAGAACAUGCAAAUGCAAUUGAGAAAGUACAGAAAAGAAAUGCUGCACUUGAGAGACAAGUUGAUGAACUGAGGAGAAAGGUUGCUACAAAUGAAUCGAUUCCUUCAAAAGGCCCAAUUGAACAAGGAACUGACCUUGAAACGGUUCAUGAACAAAUUGCAAACAUACUCCACACCGUCAAUGGACUGAAAUCAGCCGUCCAAAAUCUAGAACUCAUGUCCCUCAAUGACUCACGUAUACAGCAAGGGCCUGAGAUUCAAGACGAGGAGUCGAACUUAUCAUACGUGGAUGACCUGAGAGGCGGCCUUGUUAUUCUGAUCUUCUUAAUUUCAAUACUUAUUGGACUUCUCUUGUAAAAGAGGAAGGGGGAUUGGCACAUGUUCGAUCAUUGCACAUGUAUGAAAGAUUCUGAACGCCGUGUCUCACCAGGUGUAAAAAUCAAGUUAGGUACACCAUGAAUGAUUUGAUCAUAUAUUUCAUAA